Messenger RNA from Linum trigynum, 942 nucleotides. The record is from the annotation of a GenBank genome assembly. Lineage: Eukaryota; Viridiplantae; Streptophyta; Magnoliopsida; Malpighiales; Linaceae.
AUGUCUGAACAUCUCAGGUCACUUGGGUUUGUUCAUACAUACAUCUCCUCCAUCCAUAGGGAACCCUCCAUCAUCAACUAUCACCGAUAUCUUGAACACUUUGAUCAAAGAGCUCUUGCAUUCCAGAUUCGCAUUGAUCCUCAUGAGUUCAUUCCCUUUGGAAUGGAUAUAAUGCCUCUUAUCAGUACUCUUGGUUGGGAAUUCCUUAUCAACCUCCCUGCUCAGCCCGCUUGUCCUGAACUAGUGAAACACUUUUACAGCAACCUUCGUUGUCUAGGUAUUCAGACUAAAAGGUUCUCUACUCUUGUCUAUGGACACCUUUUAUCUGUUCCCAUGCGUUCUCUGAGCAUCAUUUUAGGGUAUCCAUCCUCUGGUCUGGCUCUAUCUCAUACAUCUGAAAUGUGGAAGUUCGAUUUCAAUCUUGAUGUUGAAGGGGCCAAGUUCUCUGGGCAGCCUGUUGGUUCUUCUUUUGAAGUCUUUCCUGCCUCUCGACUUUGUCCCAAGCUCAGAAUCUUUCACUAUUUUCUGACUCGAGUAUUGCUGCCUCGGGGGUAUUCAAGAGAUCAAGUUCUUCCUCUUGAUAUCUGGGUUAUAUCUCACGCUACAGCUGGUCAGAAACUUGACUAUGGGUCACUGUUGUUUGGAGCUAUGGUCUCCCCAGGAGAAGGAUCUCUGCCCUUUGGAGGGAUGGUUACUGCAUUUCUUGCUAACAUAAACAUCAACAUAUCAGGCUUUCGAUCUGAAUCUCCCACAAUUCAUCUCAGUGCUAGGAAUGUUCUGACUUGUCUCGGAUUUCAUGUUCCUCCCUCUCCUGCUCAAGCUCCAUUAAGGGAUCCUGGAAAUCCUGGUCUUAUAUUUGCUAUCAAUAACUCCUCAUCCGAAUCAUCGGAUGACGAUCUUGAGGCAGACUCUGACUCUCCUGUUCAUGGUCCUUCUCAGUAG